UCACGUUUGCUUAUGUGCUUAUAGCUCUAGGAAGCAUUUGAUAUCGUUUUGUAUAAUAAAUAACCUAUGAUACCUGGGUAAUUUGUUUCCAUUGAUCGAGCAUAUCUUUCAAAGGUAGAUAUGUUGUUGUCCAUUACUUCUAUACUUUUUAUACUCAAAAUUGCACUAUGUGGUUUGUUUAUUAAGAAAAAUGACCCUAUGCAGUUACUAGAUUGGUCAUUUGAUUGGAAGUACAUGGUGAGAGGCUUGGUACUUGAUAAAAAGAGAGGCAACAUCUUGAAGAUGGAUCGGCAUAGGUAUGUGAAGGUAGCCUAUCAUGGGUUCAGGGAGCUGUCGAAGGAAAAAAAAGUUGGGACCUACGGGAAUACGUUGUUACGGGAUUCUUUUGAUGAGCCUGACUAUUCUCUCAUUGAUACCCUUUUUUCACUAGCUGAAGCCUACUUGUUUGCUCAACUGGUUGAUUUCCGAGACAGAAAUCCCGGAAAAGUUUCAGAGCAUGUUGACUACGCUCAUAUGUACAAAGAUGUUCGUGCUGCAGUCGAUCUGUGUCACCGUGAUGGAACUUUAAAGCAAACGGUUGCAAAAGAUCCUGAACAAUAUAUCAACAAAGAUACCUCGAUGGUGCUGAUGCUCAAAAUGCUCAGAGAUUUCGGUCGUUCUACAUUCUUUGUGAGUAACCUUGGUUGUAUCUCUUACAGUUUAUGGGACUAUACAAACAUUGUGAUGAACUUCCUCUGUGAAUUAUGUACAAUGAAAAGCAGUAACAGAAUAAAUUUUGACUGGCUUCAGUACUUUGAUGUCGUGAUCACCGGCAGGUACAUAUUAUACUUGUAACUUUCUGUGCACUUUUCUAGUCUGUUAUAAUGUCCAUCUUCUUUCUGAAUUGUUCUUUAACAAUUUAACUGGAAUCAAUGGUCUAUUCAAAAAGUUUCUUUAGUCUUUUUUGGAGAGGCCACAAGAUCUCUUCAAAUGUAUUUCUCAGAA
Molecule: messenger RNA, 984 nt
Organism: Juglans microcarpa x Juglans regia
Lineage: Eukaryota; Viridiplantae; Streptophyta; Magnoliopsida; Fagales; Juglandaceae
Product: cytosolic purine 5'-nucleotidase-like
Exons: 4
Coding region: 121-834 (237 amino acids)
Molecular function (GO): 5'-nucleotidase activity
Source: RefSeq, a predicted model, not a curated record